AUGAUCAGGCUCCACGGCACCGCGAUCCCCGGUCGUUACAGGUUUCAUGGUGAGCCGUCAUCAGCAAGGCUCGAUGAAAUUACUGAGCUCCGCAGCCAGCCACAAGGCCUGAUAUUGGUGCCACCCCCGCUGCGAGACCCCUCCAUCGCCUCCAAUCUGGGCCGCCAGAUUGGCCGCUGCGAGAUCGCCCCAAAAUGA
Molecule: messenger RNA, 198 nt
Organism: Colletotrichum graminicola M1.001
Lineage: Eukaryota; Fungi; Ascomycota; Sordariomycetes; Glomerellales; Glomerellaceae
Exons: 1
Coding region: 1-198 (65 amino acids)
Source: RefSeq, a predicted model, not a curated record